Messenger RNA from Perognathus longimembris pacificus (Pacific pocket mouse), 369 nucleotides. RefSeq names its product TSC22 domain family protein 1-like. Gene Ontology annotation, biological process: regulation of transcription by RNA polymerase II. Lineage: Eukaryota; Metazoa; Chordata; Mammalia; Rodentia; Heteromyidae. Bases 36 to 287 code for a protein of 83 amino acids. The record is from RefSeq and is a predicted model, not a curated record. The transcript is spliced from 3 exons.
AGGAUGAAAGCCCCUCUGGUGCAAGUGUGGUAGCUAUGGACAGCAAAAUCGAACAAGCUAUGGAUCUGGUGAAAAGCCAUUUGAUGUACGCAGUUACAGAGGAAGUGGAGGUUCUGAAAGAGCAAAUCAAAGAACGACUAGAGAAAAUUUCCCAGCUGGAGCAAGAAAACAAUCUGCUUAAGACACUGGCCAGUCAGACUGGCUCCCCUCCUGCUACCACGCAGCCACAGGGGACCACACAGCCCCCGGUCCAGCCAGCGUCCCAGGGCUCAGGACCAACCGCAUAGCCUCCUAUGCCCCGCAGAAUGCAGAACUGGCUGCUGCUGUCUGAACUGAACAGACCAAGAAGAUGUGCUAGGGAAAAUCUGC